This is a messenger RNA of Polistes dominula (European paper wasp), 1385 nucleotides long. RefSeq lists its product as uncharacterized. Lineage: Eukaryota; Metazoa; Arthropoda; Insecta; Hymenoptera; Vespidae. The record is from RefSeq and is a predicted model, not a curated record.
UUGUCAACAUAAUUUGAAUAUUAAGGUAAUAUUUAUCGAAUGUCAAGUUAGUCAAGUUCGCGACACAGUUAAAUCCUAAUGUAUCUCACGCGUUAUACAAAAAGUAAUAUAAAACAAAACAAAAUUCAAAAAUGGAGUGCACCGAGUUAUUGAAUAUUUCCAAGACUAGAAUUAACAAAUAUUCCUUUGAAAUGGAAGAAAAUUAUAUCAUACAUGUUUUGUGUCGAGUAUUAAAGGAAGACGAGAUUCAAUUAUUGAAUAUCACGUGUCAAAAAUGUAACAUAGAAUACUCAACGUUGAGUAAUCUUUAUCUAUGUUAUGUUAAAUUUAAUAUAAUACGUUGUGAAACUGACGAAUACAACACCGAAUUUAUCGUUAAAUCUGAACCAAGUGAUAGACCAAUGGCGUUACAAAUUUACAGGAGAGAAAAAUUAUUUGAAACUGAAAUGUUCAUGUAUUUAAGAGUAUUGGAAAAGAUGUAUCAUUUGACAUGUGAAAGAUUUGGACCUAAAUUAAUUUAUUGUUCUAACAAUACCAGAACAUUAGUCCUCGAUAGUUUAUCUUUUCAUGGGUAUCGUAUGAUGGAUCGUUGGAAUGGCUUGCCCAAAGAUUAUUGUAAUUUGGCUAUCAGAAAAUUAGCUGUUUUUCAUGCUUUAUCUGUUGCCGUUUGCGAAAAGAAUCCGGAAUGGCCUACCAUGUUGCGUGGUGGAAUACUAGCCAAUCCUUCAGAUAAUUUUGUUAAAUUUUGUGAAAAAAGUAUACGCAAUGUAAGUUGCAAAAUACGUGAAUGGGGUCCAGAAUAUUUCAUUGCUGCUGAUAAAAUAGAAAAAUUUGCUAAUGAAAUCAAAAUGAAUGGAAAACAAAUUUACGAGUAUGAUUUUGAUGAAUUUUGUGUUAUCAAUCAUGGUGAUUUUUCAAUAGAUAAUCUCAUGUUUCGUCAUUCUACAAAUCAACCCAACGAUGUUAUAUUUGUAGAUUUUCAAAGAUCCUGUUACACAUCACCGGUCAUAGAUUUGAUUCAUUUUUUCAAUACCUGUCCAGAAAUAAAAAUUAAAUACACGAGGGAGUAUAAUUUGUUGUCAAAUUAUUUAAACAUAUUAACAUACUCCAUGCAAAUUUUUCAUUGCAAUACCAGACCUCCAACAUUGGCAGAAAUAGAAAAGGCUAUGGAAAAAAGACGACUUUAUAUAAUUAUUGUUGGAUUGGUGUUGUAUCCUCGUAUGGUGGUUAGACAAAAAAAUAAGAAAGAAAGUUGGGAAGAUGUGUUGGGUAAUUUAAAUGGUGAUACUAAACUGGACAUAUUCAAUGAACCACUUGCAAUCGAAUCUAUUCGUAAGUUUAUCAAAUUUAUGGAACUCAAAGGUUUUUUGGAUUAAUUACGUGAU